This is a messenger RNA of Dreissena polymorpha, 1336 nucleotides long. RefSeq names its product dynein light chain Tctex-type 5-like. The transcript has 2 exons. Bases 344 to 847 code for a protein of 167 amino acids. Gene Ontology annotation, biological process: microtubule-based movement. Gene Ontology annotation, molecular function: dynein intermediate chain binding. Lineage: Eukaryota; Metazoa; Mollusca; Bivalvia; Myida; Dreissenidae. Gene Ontology annotation, cellular component: cytoplasm; cytoplasmic dynein complex. The record is from RefSeq and is a predicted model, not a curated record.
UUUACAUUGAUUGCACAAGAGCGGUCAUGCAUUGUCUCCUGGUAACUACUCAGUGUUUCAAAUGCCUCGCAAACACAGCUAUUCGAGCGACUCAAGAAACUGAAUCCUAAAACGUUUAAGUUUCAUAAGUGAUUUGAGACUGCUGAUGAUAAUAACUUACAUUUAUUGGAAUGUGAAUUGGUUACAUCGUGGUACAAAACGUUGAUGAACAUGACGAGAAGUGUGAGUUAGGAAUCAGACUUGGAGUUAGAACUGAGAUUUGAUAACAUCUGCGAAUAUUAAUAACUAUAAGGAAAACGAUAAAAUAGUACCAUAGUACCGCGGUAACGAUUGAACCAGCGAAAUGAGUAAAGCACCGCGAAAGACGGGGAUACUGCGCUCGGUGAUGACGAAGACCCCUAUUCGUGAGGGGUCCAUGCGCGAGCGCACAUGGGACUCGAAAUCCGAGGUGUCUGACGUCGAGAGGCACGUCAUACAUUCUAUGCGCCAGAUGGAGAACACGUACAAACUCGAGCCAGACGAAAGCCAGAAAUUCAAACCGGGAAAAGUGGAAAAAGUCAUGAAAGACGUUCUCAGCGAGUUUUUGACCGACGUAGAGUACGACAAAACGUUGGGACAGCGCAUGAGCAAGAUGCUAGCGGAUACGAUAAAGACGCGCGUGAAGGAAUUUAAGUGGUCGCGCUACAAGCUUGUGGUACACGUGGUGAUUGGCGAGAAUCGGGAACAGGAUAUAGUAGCCGGAAGUCGCUUCUUGUGGUUGGACGAGACGGACACGUUCGCUUCGACCUCGUUCUCGACGAAAUCUCUGUUCGCACUAGCCGUGUGCUUCGGGGUGUAUUACGAGUGACCGUUGGUAAUUAGAAUUGGCAGUGUUAUUGACCUGUGAUAAGUAAUAUGAUUUACAAGCGAUGCGCAAUGUUAUUGAUUUGUGAUCAGCAAUGUGGAAGCAUUCCAACGUUGAACCAGGAGUCAUAUAAUUUGUGAAAGAUUCAAGUUGAACAACCUUAUUAAAAUUCGGCGAGUUAAUCAUUUGUUAAAGCAGGAACAUGACAUUUUGCGUAAAUGAGUUUAUCAUGAUGUGUGAAAAGCGUUAGCGUCCGCAAGGAAACCAGAAUUCUCCCAGAGGUCUAAGACCAGAUUAGUUUAGCCUUAACUUUUAAUCCAUUCUUACAAUUUAUUCUCGUUUUUAAACUUCGUUUUUUCCAAAACAUAUAUGUUGUAUUAAUUUAUAAUUUAAAUUAUUUAAGAUUAAAGAGAUUUUCAUUUUCGUGUAUAGCUUAGAACAUAUUACAUGUUGUUCUUUUUGACGUUGGGGCAAUAAAAGGCAAUACAGAGA